AUGGACAAGAUGGCAGCAAUGGGCAUGCUGACUACCCCAGCCCCACACGCUCCCCCUGAGGGGGCUCCCAAUGGUGCCAGGACCCCCCUGGCCCCCCAAGGCAGCCCUAUGGGAGCCCCCCUGCUCCUAGGAGCCCCCCAGCCCCGCGAGUCUCCCCCGCACCCCAGCGAUGACAGCAGAGAGGCCCAGGACUCCGGGGUGGGCCCCAAGAUCCCACAGGUGCUGGAGAAGAUCCUGCAGCUCAAGCAGAGCCGCCAGGAGGAGCUGGUGAUGGUCCUGGGGGUCUCAGCUGAGGAUGAAAUGGAGACAGAGCUCCAGGCAUCAGCAUUGACCUCCGAGACUGAGGAGGACACAGGGACAUCCAAAAAGGUGAGGAACCGGAAGCGCCGCAACCGCAAGAGGAAGAAGCAGGGGAAGGGAGGGCCCUGGCAAGGGUCUCCAACCCUGAUCUGCCCCUGGGGGGACCCCGAGCCCACCCCUGGGGAUGCCCCCAGGGUGGAGAUUGAGUACAUGACCGAGGAGCCUGAGAUUGAUGACCCCAACUUCGUGUUCUUCAGGAGGAUUUUCGAGGCUUUCAGGCUGACAGACAGGGUGAGGAAGGACAAGGAGAAAGAGCCAGAGUGGGCAGAGCAGGCAGAGAGCGCUGGGGUAUCCCGUAAAAAGGGACCCAAGGAUGGCACCAGGGGCACUGAUGGGGUCAGCUCUGAGGACGAGCAGAAGAAGCAGGAGGCACCCCAGUUGUCUAAGAAGAGACUGCGGCGCAUGAACAGGUUCACAGUGGCCGAGCUGAAACAGCUGGUGGCUCGCCCUGAUGUGGUGGAGAUGCACGAUGUCACCGCGCAGGACCCCAAGCUCCUGAUGCACCUGAAGGCCACACGGAACUCAGUACCGGUGCUGCGGCACUGGUGCUUCAAGAGGAAAUACCUGCAAGGCAAGAGGGGCAUUGAGAAACCACCCUUUGAGCUGCCUGAGUUCAUCAAGCGCACGGGCAUCCAGGAAAUGCGCGAGGCCCUGCAGGAGAAAGAGGAACAGAAAACGAUGAAGACCAAGAUGCGGGACAAGGUGCAACCCAAGAUGGGUAAGAUCGACAUUGACUACCAGAAACUCCAUGAUGCCUUCUUCAAGUGGCAGACCAAGCCCAAACAGACCCUACACGGGGACCUCUAUUAUGCGGGGAAGGAGUUUGAGACACGGCUCAAGGAGAAGAAGCCGGGUGUCCUCUCGGAUGAGCUGUGGAUUGCUCUGGGCAUGCCCAUGGGGCCAAACGCCCACAAGGUGCCCCCCCCAUGGCUGAUCGCCAUGCAGCGCUAUGGACCACCCCCCUCGUACCCCAACCUCAAAAUCCUGGGGCUCAAUGCCCCCAUCCCUGAGGGCUGCUCUUUUGGGUACCAUGCUGGGGGGUGGGGGAAGCCCCCUGUGGACGAGAUGGGGAAGCCGCUCUAUGGAGACGUGUUCAGCACCAACGCCGCCAAGUUCCAAAUGAAGGAGGAGGAGGAGAUCGACUGCACACCCUGGGGAGAGCUGGAGCCAUCAGAUGAGGAAUCUGAGGAGGAGGAGGAGGAAGAGGAGGAGAGCAACGAAGAGAAACCCAACCAGACAGGGUUCAUCACCCCCACUGACAGUGGGUUUAUUACCCCAGGGGGCUUCUCCUCAGUGCCAGCCGGGAUGGAGACACCAGAGGUGAUCGAGCUCUGCAAGAAGAAAAUGGAGGCCAUGGACAGGAGUGAGACCUCCCAGCUGUUCACAGUGGUCCCUGAAAAACGCACGGCAACCAUGGGAAUGGCCACGAUGGGCUCCACCCACAUUUAUGACAUGUCCGCAGUGGUGGGACACAAGGGGCCAGUGACAGAGGCACAGGGCGUGGAGGUGGCACUGGCCCCUGAGGAGCUGGAGCUGCACCCCACAGCCAUGACUCAGAAGUAUGAGGAGCACGUGCGGGAGCGGCAGGUGCAGGUGGAGAAGGAGGACUUCAGUGACAUGGUGGCCGAGCACACCGCCAAGCAGAAGCAAUGCAAGGCGCAGGCCCAGGACGCCCAUGGGGGGGCCAAGAAGUACAAGGAGUUCAAGUUUUAG
Messenger RNA from Agelaius phoeniceus (red-winged blackbird), 2073 nucleotides. RefSeq names its product splicing factor 3B subunit 2. The record is from RefSeq and is a predicted model, not a curated record. Gene Ontology annotation, cellular component: nucleus; U12-type spliceosomal complex. NCBI's taxonomy places the organism in Eukaryota, Metazoa, Chordata, Aves, Passeriformes, Icteridae.